AUGAAGAAGAAGAAGAUCCCAACCCUACCUGACGAUUUGGUCACAAAAAUCCUGUUGCUGCUACCAGUGAAAUCUCUACUCCGUUCCAAAUCCGUCUGUAAAUCCUGGCGCUCUCUCAUCUCUAAUCCCCAUUUCGCCAAAUCACAUUUUGACCUAGCUGCCACCGAACCCACCCACCGUGUUCUUCUCUGUACCAAAAUCAAUUCUCAUUCCGCCAUUGAAUCAUUGGAUUUAGAUGCCCCAUUAACCGAUAACUCUUCUGUGGCGCGCCUGAACCUCAAAGUUCCAAACUUUUAUAGUUUUGACACAUUGGGUUCUUGCAGAGGGUUUAUACUGUUAGCUGAUUUGGAAAACCAUGUUUUCAUUGUUUGGAAUCCAUCAACUGGUGUUCGCGUGAAAAUUCCGCUGUCUGUUGCUUUCUUGUAUGAUCCACACUCACCAACUGUUACCCGGAAUUUAAUUUCAGCUAGUUUUACUACCUUGAUUGGUAAGGGUAUUGGGUAUGAUGAAUCUAGGGAUGAUUAUUUGAUAGUUCUUAUGGGAUUGGAUAAGUAUUCGUGUCUUCGAAUCGAGGCUUUUUCGUUGAAAAUGAAUGCAUCAUACUGCAUUUGUGGUAUUGGGGUUGGAUAUGAUAAACUCGGGCGUGAUGAUUAUAAUUAUAGUUUUGGCUUGUUCUUUAACCAGUCUCUUCAUUGGUUGGUUAUGUCUAAGGCUAGACAGGUUCCGGUAGUUCUUGCUUUUAAUCUGAUUGAUAGGAGGUUAUCGGAGAUUCUUCUGCCGGCUGAGUCGUUGGCAUUGUCUCCUCAAUUUUUGAAUAUAAUGGGAGGAUGGCUCAGUUUGUGUUUUGAAGGCUAUGAUGAGACAAAGAUAUGGGUCAUGAAAGAAUAUAAUGUGCACUCUUCCUGGACUUUAUAUUAUCAUCUGGCUCUUGAGAAUACUCGUUAUGAAUCCUGUGCCCCGAUAUGGUUCACUAAAGGUGUUAAUGUUUUGGGUUCCGCUAGGGGAGGAUUAAUCAAAUUUAAUGUCGAGGGAGAGUUGAUUGAGCGUCGUGCAUGUAGGGCAUGUGAUUUGAAACUAAUGCAUUAUGAUAUUUAUAGGGAGAGUCUACUAUCACUGCCUAGUUACUUUGCGAAAGAUGAGGAGGAAGCACCAACAGAUGAAAAGUCAAAGCAGGAGACGGUGAGGGAGCCCGGGAGGAGGAGUAAAAAGAAGAUAAGCUGCCACAGAAGAUGGACGAUCGAAAAUUAG
Messenger RNA from Lotus japonicus, 1248 nucleotides. Its product is annotated as F-box protein CPR1-like. The record is from RefSeq and is a predicted model, not a curated record. NCBI's taxonomy places the organism in Eukaryota, Viridiplantae, Streptophyta, Magnoliopsida, Fabales, Fabaceae. Gene Ontology annotation, molecular function: protein binding. Bases 1 to 1248 code for a protein of 415 amino acids. The transcript has a single exon.